Molecule: messenger RNA, 783 nt
Organism: Symbiodinium necroappetens
Lineage: Eukaryota; Dinophyceae; Suessiales; Symbiodiniaceae
Source: the annotation of a GenBank genome assembly
AUGGCUCAGCCGAAGAGGUGCGUUGCCCUGGCGGCCGGCGCCGCUGCAGCAGCGCUCUUUGCUGCCCCAGCCUUUACUGCACCAGUUGUUGCCGAGAGUGCCUCGACGUCCCUCCGUGGUCCGAGCCGGGCCUCCACCCAGGGAGCCUCCACGAAAGUCACCGGUACCACGGUCGCCGUCGCUGGGGUUCUUGCGCUGGGAGCCGUUGCGUCGCGUGGACGUCAGCAGAAGGUUGCGCGCGCAGGCGUCCUCACCAAGGAUGAUCAGGGACGCUUCCGGUUCGAUGCUCCAGAGGUUCCUAUCGUCCCGGAGGAGCAGCCGGGCGUGACUAGGCCUUUGGGAUUCUUCGACCCUCUCGGCUUCUCCAAGAGCGGUCUCAUGACCUUCCCUGGCGACUCCACCGGCUUCAAGCACCUCCGCACAGCAGAGAUUAAGCAUGGACGUUUCGCGAUGAUGGCGGCAACCGGAUCUUUGUUCGCCCACUUUGUGAAGCUGCCUGGCUUCGAGGACGUUCCCACCGGCUUGGCCGCCCUGAACACCAGCAAAGGUGCUGAGGGCUUCGCCCUGCUCUUCUUCCUCAUCGCGGGUCACGAGGCAGUGACCUGGAAGCCGCAGAAGGGGGAGCCCGGCUCCUUUGGCGACCCGUUUGCAUGGAAGCAGUUCACCCCGGAGAUGCGGACCAAGGAGCUGAACAACGGGCGCAUCGCGAUGUUUGCGAUUAUCGGGCAGAUUGUGGCGGAGCUCCAAACCGGGAAGGGACCCGUGGAGCAGUUCGCUGGCUGA